GACACAAUGGAAAAGACUAUGAAGCGAAAAGUGAGCUAUUAAUCCAGCUACUAUCAGUGCAGAAUGACUACAUCAGCAGCACUCAGCCCACCAUGAAAGAUCACUGCUCCUCUAUCUGCACCAAUCCCGCCGGACCACCUUUUCGGGCCAAGCAGCAGAGGCUGGAUCCUGAAUACGUAUCCGUGUGUCUCUUACCAGAUGAAUCCUACCAGAAGCUGGCCGUGGAGACCAUGGAGGAGCUAGACUGGUGCCUGGACCAGCUGGAGACCAUCCAGACGUACCGCUCCGUCAGUGACAUGGCCUCCAACAAGUUCAAGAGGAUGUUGAAUCGGGAACUGACACAUCUGUCUGAGAUGAGUCGCUCUGGAAACCAGGUGUCUGAGUUCAUCUCCAACACAUUCUUAGAUAAACAGAAUGAACUGGAGAUCCCAUCGCCCACUCCAAAAUCGCGGGACAGAAAGAGGAGGCAGCAGCAGCUGAUGACUCAGAUCAGCGGGGUGAGGAAGGUCACGGACGGCCCUGGUUUGCCCAGCAGCUGCAGUACGGCCCGCUUCGGCGUGAAAACAGAUUUGGAGGACUUGCUCUCAAAGGACCUGGAGGACAUUAACAAGUGGGGUCUGAACAUCUUUAAAGUUUCAGAGCACUCUCACCAUCGACCGCUGACCUGCAUCAUGUACGCCAUCUUUCAGGAGAGAGAUUUAAUGAAGACAUUUAGGAUCCCAGUGGAGACCUUUGUAACGUACAUGAUGACCCUUGAAGAUCACUACCACGCAGACGUAGCCUAUCACAACAGUCUACACGCGGCUGAUGUGGCCCAGUCCACACACAUCCUGCUUUCCACACCUGCACUGGAUGAGGUCUUUACAGACCUGGAGGUCCUUGCCGCUAUCUUUGCAGCAGCCAUCCAUGACGUGGACCACCCAGGGGUCUCAAACCAGUUCCUAAUUAAUACCAACUCCGAGCUGGCGCUCAUGUACAAUGAUGAGUCUGUUCUGGAGAACCAUCACCUAGCGGUUGGUUUCAAGCUCUUGCAAGGGGAAAACUGUGAUAUCUUCCAAAACCUCUCCAAGAAGCAGCGACAGACUCUCAGGAAAAUGGUCAUUGAUAUGGUACUAGCAACAGACAUGUCCAAGCACAUGAGCUUACUGGCUGACUUGAAGACAAUGGUCGAGACCAAGAAGGUGACCAGUUCAGGAGUGUUGCUACUUGACAACUAUACAGACAGGAUACAGGUGUUACGAAAUAUGGUUCACUGUGCCGAUCUCAGCAAUCCCACCAAGCCAUUAGAUCUGUAUCGGCAAUGGACGGACCGCAUUAUGGAAGAGUUCUUUCACCAGGGUGACCGAGAGAGAGAGCGAGGCAUGGAGAUCAGCCCGAUGUGUGACAAACACACUGCUUCAGUGGAGAAGUCUCAGGUUGGUUUUAUUGAUUACAUCGUGCAUCCACUAUGGGAGACCUGGGCGGACCUGGUGCAUCCAGAUGCGCAGGAUAUCUUGGACACUUUAGAAGAGAACAGGAACUGGUACCACAGCAUGAUACCACAGAGUCCCUCCCCUCCCUUCUUUGAAACGGGAACUGAUGGUGGAGACAAGUUUCAGUUCGAGUUGGAGGUUGAGGAAGGAGCCAAGCAGGAUACCGAGGACCUGUUAGAAACAGACUGUGUAGAGAUAGUGACGCAUUUGCCUUCAUCCGUCGAGACGUAGCACCUCACUACAAUGGCUGUCAUGUUGGCCAAAUUUGAUGACCGAGCAAAGUGGAGGAACGUUAUUCUCCUGCUACCUGAGAAUCCCUCAGAAUACCACUGUGUUUUUGGGACUCUGCCGUUGUUUCAGAGCCAAAAAAGGGAGUGAGCCUACACAAUCUAGUUGGAAUUUGCAAGAAUCCAUUCAAGUUGGACAUUGCCAGAAUGGACAGACGGGCAGCCGUACCAAAAGUGCCAUAAGCUGGAUUUUCUUAAUCAGACAUUACAGUCUGAUCUGAAUGUUGGAGUGGGUUUCUGUGAAGGAGAAAUGCUGACCCUCUUAUAAGAGGGGUUUGUACUACAUUGUCAAAGUUACUUUUUUGUAAAAAAAAAAAACAACAACAACAAAAAACUAC
Sinocyclocheilus rhinocerous is the source of this 2097-nucleotide messenger RNA. RefSeq names its product cAMP-specific 3',5'-cyclic phosphodiesterase 4B-like. The transcript has 10 exons. Gene Ontology annotation, biological process: signal transduction. NCBI's taxonomy places the organism in Eukaryota, Metazoa, Chordata, Actinopteri, Cypriniformes, Cyprinidae. The record is from RefSeq and is a predicted model, not a curated record. Gene Ontology annotation, molecular function: 3',5'-cyclic-nucleotide phosphodiesterase activity. The coding region runs from base 93 to 1703 and encodes 536 amino acids.